UAACCAAAACUUUUGAGUUACAUAAUAAGUAACUCAAAGAGAGUUCAACCAAACACUUCAACUUCAAAGUUCAAGCAGCCAUGAUCAGUGCGGUUCCAACUGAGACCUUCAGUGUGGAGACUCGGCAGCUCGACAUCGAGGAUUCUAGUCGGGUUCCGAGGGCUGAAUGGGUGCUCAAUUCUCCUGACCCACCAGGUCUAUGCCACGAGCUCCUAGGUUCAAUCAAAGAGACAGUCUUUCCUAACAGAAAGAAGCCAUCUUCAUCCUCCAAGAUGAAGAAUCCAUGGAGAUUUGCUGUGGCUUCAUUCCUGCAGGGUCUAUUUCCCAUCCUCAGCUGGGGAAAGAAUUACAAGGUUUCAACGUUUAAAAGCGAUCUGAUGGCGGGUUUGACACUGGCUAGCCUUAGCAUUCCUCAGAGUAUAGGAUAUGCUAGUUUAGCAAAACUUGAUCCUCAAUAUGGCCUGUACACAAGCGUUGUCCCUCCUCUGAUUUAUGCUCUGAUGGGGAGCUCAAGAGAGCUAGCUAUUGGACCAGUAGCUGUCGUUUCCAUGCUGCUCUCCUCCAUGGUUCAGCAAAUACAAGAUCCUAUGGCUGAUCCCAUUGCCUACAGAAAACUCAUUUUCACAGUGACCUUCUUCGCUGGGACUUUCCAAGCUCUAUUUGGAAUAUUCAGAUUAGGAUUUCUUGUGGAUUUUCUUUCACACGCUGCCAUUGUUGGAUUCAUGGCGGGUGCAGCCAUUAUCAUUGGUCUUCAGCAGCUAAAAGGGCUACUUGGGAUUAGUCACUUCACAGUCAAAACAGAUGUGGUGUCGGUCCUAGAGUCUGUUGUUAGAUCAAUUAACAGUGAAUUGUCCCCUCUGAAUUUCGUCCUUGGUUGUUCAUUCCUGAUCUUCCUCCUAUUUACUAGAUUUCUAGGCCGGAGAAACAAGAACCUCUUCUGGUUGCCUGCUAUCGCUCCUUUGAUAUCAGUAGUGUUAUCCACUUUGAUUGUGUUUUUGACAAAAGCUGAUAAGCACGGAGUUCAGAUUAUAAAACACAUCAAAAGGGGACUAAAUCAAAGUUCAGUUCAUCAAUUACAAUUUAAAGGUCCACAUGUUGGACAAGCAGCAAAAGUUGGACUAGUUUCUGCAAUUAUUGCUCUCACGGAAGCCAUCGCUGUUGGCCGAUCUUUCGCUUCCAUUAGGGGCUAUCACCUGGAUGGGAACCAGGAAAUGGUAGCCAUGGGCUUUAUGAACGUAGCAGGAUCUUUAUCCUCAUGCUACGUGGCAACUGGGUCAUUCUCUAGGACAGCCGUAAAUGUCAGCUCAGGAUGUCAAACAGUAGUGUCAAAUUUAGUGAUGGCCAUUACUGUGCUUCUGUCACUGGAAUUGCUUACUAGGCUCCUGUACUUCACUCCGAUUGCAAUCCUAGCUUCAAUCAUUCUGUCUGCUCUUCCUGGACUUAUUGACAUAAAUGAAGCUUACAAUAUCUGGAAGGUUGACAAAUUAGAUUUCCUUGCAUGUAUUGGUGCAUUUCUUGGGGUCUUGUUUGCAUCAGUGGAGAUUGGCCUUCUGGCUGCGGUAACAAUCUCAUUUGGAAAAAUAUUACUAAAAUCAAUUCGACCCGGCAUAGAAGAACUGGGGAGACUUCCUGGAACAGAUAUCUUCUGUGACAUAAGCCAAUACCCGAUGGCCAUUAAGACUCCGGCCAUCCUGAUAAUCCGCAUCGACUCUUCUUCCAUGUGCUUUGUUAAUGCCAAUUUCAUAAGAGAAAGGAUAUUAGGGUUGAUGAAAGAAGAAGAAGAUAAAAUGACAGAAAAUGCAAAUGGAACUGUGCAAGCAUUAAUCCUUGACAUGUCCAACAUGAUGAACAUUGACACUUCAGGAAUUAUAGCACUAGAGGAACUGCACAGGAAGUUGGUUUCUCAAGGCAAAGAAUUAGCUCUAGCAAACCCAAGGAUGAAAGUGAUUCACAGGCUGAAGGUGGCUAAAUUUGUAGAAAAAGUUGGAAGAGGAUGGGUUUUCCUCACUGUCUGCGAAGCUGUAGAUGCAUGUCUCGGUUCUAAAUCGGUGAAUCUUGACACUUGAUGGCUGCGUUGUGUAUGUUAAGUCGGUAAAUUUUGUAAAAUAUAAUAACCCUCAAGGAAAUCACAGUAGCAGCAGAUGUUGUGACCAUGAACUUUGGCCUUGGAGGAUAAAGAUCAGUGCAUUAUGGAUUUUUAGUUAAAAUUGCCGUUUGAUGAGACUAGUGUUUGAUGAUAAGUAAAAGUUGGAAGAUGUAAUUAAGCUUCA
Molecule: messenger RNA, 2270 nt
Organism: Carya illinoinensis
Lineage: Eukaryota; Viridiplantae; Streptophyta; Magnoliopsida; Fagales; Juglandaceae
Product: low affinity sulfate transporter 3
Exons: 12
Coding region: 81-2066 (661 amino acids)
Biological process (GO): transmembrane transport
Cellular component (GO): membrane
Molecular function (GO): secondary active sulfate transmembrane transporter activity
Source: RefSeq, a predicted model, not a curated record